AGGAGCCGCCACGCACCCCCUGGGUCCCCUCCACCGCCCGCCGGCGUUCCCACUUCAAUUCGCCCAGCGCCCCUUUCUCCUCCCGAAAGGCAGGGCAACCCUACAAAACGCUGUCUCGGCUUCGCCGUCCAGCGGAACAGUGUACGGGAGCAGUUCGUCGCGUGUGUCGCGUCGCGUUGCGUUGCGCCACCCACUAAUUCGAACGGACGGGACUGGGAUUCGAAAUUUCGAACACGCGCCGCCUGAGAGAGAGAGAGAGAGUGAGAGAAAGAGAGAGAGAGAGCAGGAGAGAUGGUCAGGCCUUUGUGAUCUCCCGCGGGGCUGGAGGUGUGCGGGGAUGGAUCUCGCGGGGAUGAAGCGGCGGGAGCUCCAGGCGCUCUGCAAGCGGCACGGCCUCCCCGCCGGGGGCACCAACGCCGACCUCGUCGGACGUCUCGACGCCGUGCUUUCGGGGCCCGCUGUUGUGGAGGAGGAGGUUGCCGGAGUGCCGGCGAGGAAGGGGUGUCUGAAGCAAACGGGCGGAGGUGCCACCGAGGCCAAGAAGGUUACUUUUGGGGCGGAGGUAGGGAAGGCCAGGAGACUGAGGUCUCGGGUCAUAUGGUCGCCGGUCGUUGCCAAGACAAGGGGGAAGUCUGCUCGAGCCGGUACUGAUUCUGCUGCUGAAGACGGUAUUUCUGCAGAUGUGGGCGCUGAUGUCCCAGUGAGGCGGUCCAGGAGGAAUUCGUUCAAUCCUGCCGAGGCUGAGGAAGCAGGAGAGGCUGUUGCUGUUGACAGGAAGCCCAAGCGCAAGAAUCAGGAGAAUGACGAGGGCGUUGCUGUUAUCGCUCAGGCUAGAGUUACGAGAAGGUCAAAUUUGGAGUGGUCUGCUACUGUAUUGCCUCCUGCUGUUGAGAAGAAGAGAGGGAGGCAGAAUGCAGCUGAGUCUGAUGUGCAGAAGUCCGCUCUGGUGGAAGUAACAGCUAGGACUACAAGGUCUCGCUCAAUCGUACCUGUUGUGGUGCCACCCACUGUGGUUGAGAACAAGAGGAGGAAGACUGGAGAUCCACAAACAACUGUAGAGUUGACUAUGCUUUCAGAUGUGCCCAGAAGUGAUUUUCCUGCCACCAGGUCUUUAAGGAACAAAAUUGUCCACGUUAACAACAGCGUCGUGGACGAAACUCACACUACCAGGCAGUUGGAAAACAAGAUGCGUCCGUCUACUCGUAGGCAUCAACAGGUUGCAUCUUCUCCGGAGGAUAAAGGUCAAAAAAUUCCUGCUACCAGUAAGUCCCCUCUACUGAGGUGGUCACGGAGAAACUAUUCUGAGGCCAAUAGUGCAAAUUCAGUAAACAUCAAAUUGGCCAAAGACUCGAGCACAGCUCAGCCAUUGGCACACCAUAAUUCUCAUUCUGAAGAUUUGGAGAAACAACCAGCAGUUAAAGAACCAAUUAAACGGUCAACACGUAAAUCUAUUGCUUUGGCUGCACUUGAGAAAGAGAAGGAUGUAAUUGAAGGAAAGAACCCUGAAGCACAUGUUAGGCGAUCAACGAGGAAAUCAGUUGUGCAGGUUAAAGAUACCAAAAGUAUUGUUGAAGAGACUCAAUAUGCUAACAGUGAAGAUGUGGCGAAGCAACCAGCAACUAAAGGACCUGCUAGGGGGCUGAGACGUAAAUCUGUUAUCACAGAAUUGCAUGAGAAAGAGAAGAGUCUCAUUGCCGAAAAGAACAUGGAAACAGAUGAAGCGAUAUUAACGCGGAAGCCUGUAAUCCCAGUUAAAAAUAUUAAAGCUGUUGGUGAAGGAAUUCAAAUUGGUAAGGGCAAAGAUGUGGAUAAACAAUUUGUUGUGAAGCAACCUACUAGGCGAUCAUCGCGCAAAUCUGUGCUGCCUGAUAUGCUUGAGAAUAAUAGUGGACUUCUAGCACCCAAAAUGAAUGCUGAGAUGAAUGUUAGGAGAUCAACACGGAAGUCUGUUCUUCCUGACAUGCAUAAUGAGAAGCAAGAUCACCAUAAAAUGGCUAGAAAUGAGAACUUGCAAAGUGGUAAAUAUCAAGAUGGUGAGAAGCAACAGAAAGUAAAAGAUUCUAUUAGGCAAUCAAGGAGAUCUAUCGCUACAGUGCUACUUGAGGGACAAAAUAAUGAUGAAGGAAAAAAGUUCAAAAAUCCUACGAGGAGGACAACACACAAAUCUCAUGCCCUUAAUGCAGUUGAAGAGGUCAGCAUGGAUCACAUUGAAGUUGGUGAAGAAGGCUUGAAAUUGAGGAAGCGCAGUAGGUUUUUGCUGGAAAUAUCAUCUUCAGCUAAUGUUUCCUGGAAGCAUCAGAAUGCACAGAUCUCUAAUGAAAAAGAUAACACAGAAGGAUCGCAGCAGGCAUCAAAUUGCACAACUUCAAAGAGAAGGUCUUCAAAGAAGAGACGAACAACUGCUCCAGAAGAAGUGAUGCCUUUCAAGGUGGCAAAUGAUGACAUAGUUAUCAUGGAAGAAACAAAGGACACACUUGAAUAUAAUAAUGAGUCUAGUAGUAAAGUUCAAGAAAUUUGUCAGGUUAAUGCUGCAAGAGAAGAGUUCUCUUCAGGUCCAUUGCUUGUAACAGUAGCUCCUAGUGACGAAAUUUGCACAGUGCAGAGUGUAGCUGUGGUGAUACCUGGGUCAGAAUCUGGUGACGAUGCAAAUCAAAGUUCUGAUAAGAGUAAGCAACCUCAGGAACAUUCUGUCACUCAAACUGUUGAUGACCAUUUAUCUGAAACAAGAAGUGGGAAAUUAGAUCAAUCAACAUGCAUCACAGGAUUAGUCUCUGACAAUUGUGUUGUCUCAGAGGACAAAACAUUGAUGAGUGAAGACCGUGAAGAGCAAAGCCCUGUGUCCGGAGAACAGAGAGUUAGCUUGGAAGCAAAUGCCAAUGAGCCUGAGGAAAAGAACCUAGCUAACGUCACAUCAACUGAUCUCCACACCAAAAGUCUGCAGCAUGAUAUUGACAGAAUAGCUAAAGAGACUGAUAAAGAUGUUUUGUCUUUGGUUUUCCCUAUUGAAGAGCAUGAAGAAAAAUAUGGAGUGAGCCCUAUAGCUGUUGAAAAGUGCGUCUGUCGUGAAGCAAGUGCAUGUGAAUCUGCACGAAAACCCCUAACCGUUAUCUUUUCUAACAAUCUCCACACCAAACAUCUGCAACAUGAUUGUGAUGUGCUAAUUAAGGAGACUGGUGAAGAAGUUUUAGCUCAGGAGAAUUGUAAUGACCAGCCUGUUCCUGCCCAGACUGACCAAGAAAUUAAGUUAAACGAUGAACUUGCUGAUCCGGAUGUUUUAGCUCAGGAGAAUUGUAAUGACCAGCCCGUUCCUGCCCAGACUGACCUAGAAAUUAAGUUACACGAUGAACUUGCUGAUCCGGACCAUGAAGAGCAAAGCCCUGUAUCCGGAGAACGGAGAGUUAGCUUGGAAGCAAAUGCCAACGAGCCUGAGGAAAAGAACCUAGCUAACGUCAUAUCAAUUGAUCUCCACACCAAAAGUCUGCAGCAUGAUAAUGGCAGAAUAGCUGAAGAGACUGAUAAAGAUGUUUUGUCUUUUGUUUUCCCUAUUGAAGAGCAUGAAGAAAAAUAUGCAGUUAGCCCUAUAGCCGUUGAAAAGAGCUUCCGUCAGGAAGCAAGUGCAAUUGAAUCUGCAGGAAAACCCCUAACUGUCAUCUUUUCUAACGAUCUCCACACCAAACAUCUGCAACAUGAUUGUGAUGUGCUAAUUAAGGAGACUGGUGAAGAAGUUUUAGCUCAGGAGAAUUGUAAUGACCAGCCUGUUCCUGCCCAGACCGACCUAGAAAUUAAGUUAAAUGAUGAACUUGCUGAUCCGGAUGUUUUAGCUCAGGAGAAUUGUAAUGACCAGCCUGUUCCUGCCAACGAGCCUGAGGAAAAGAACCUAGCUAACGUCAUAUCAACUGAUCUCCACACCAAAACUCUGCAGCAUGAUAAUGACAGAAUAGCUGAAGAGACUGAUAAAGACCAUGAAGAGCAAAGCAAUGUGUUCGGAGAACGGAGAGUUAGCUUGGAAGCAAAUGCCAACGAGCCUGAGGAAAAGAACCUAGCUAACGUCAUAUCAACUGAUCUCCACACCAAAACUCUGCAGCAUGAUAAUGACAGAAUAGCUGAAGAGACUGAUAAAGACCAUGAAGAGCAAAGCAAUGUGUCCGGAGAACGGAGAGUUAGCUUGGAAGCAAAUGCCAACGAGCCUGAGGAAAAGAACCUAGCUAACGUCAUAUCAACUGAUCUCCACACCAAAACUCUGCAGCAUGAUAAUGACAGAAUAGCUGAAGAGACUGAUAAAGAUGUUUCGUCUUUGGUUUUCCCUAUUGAAGAGCAUGAAGAAAAAUAUGCAGUGAGCCCUAUAGCUGUUGAAAAGAGCGUCAGUCGGGAAGCCAGUGCAUGUGAAUCUGCAGGAAAACCCCUAACUGUCAUCUUUUCUAACGAUCUCCACACCAAACAUCUGCAACAUGAUUGUGAUGUGCUAAUUAAGGAGACUGGUGAAGAUGUUUUAGCUCAGGAGAAUUGUAAUGACCAGCCUGUUCCGGCCCAGACUGACCUAGAAAUGAAGUUAAACGAUGAACUUGCUGAUCCGGAAGUUUUAGCUCAGGAGAAUUGUAAUGACCAGCCUGUUCUUGCUCAGACUGACCUAGAAACUAAGUUAAACGAUGAACUUGCUGAUCUGGCUAUGGAAUCAGGUUGUAGCAUUACUGAAAGGAAUGAAGGGCUUGUUGCUCAUAAUCUUGAUCAAGAAGGUUUCCUUGAAGCAACACCAGAGUGCAAACAGGAAUGUGGUUUGCCUGAGGAGACAGUAAUUUCCUCAAAAGAAACAGGAUCUCUGCUGUGUGCAGAUCAAUCACCAAUUGGUCUGGAAUCUUUAUUUUCGCAAGAAAGCAUAGUUGAAUCAGUGGGGCAUUGUGCACUUGCUUCAGCAACAACUCAUACCGAAAAUGGCUUUGAUGAUUCAAAAGAUUGCCAUAACAAGUCUGCACUUGAAAAUGUUCAUGUGCCAGAACCUUGUUCACACAAUGAUACUAAAGGAGGCAUUUUUAAAAAUGUUGAUUGUAUGCAUACAUCCCAGCGAGAUGAUAGAAUGGAAGGAGUACCAGAGGCUAACACUGAUGAAGAACAUGUUCUGUCAGCCUUUUUGCUGGAUGCAAAUCACCUAAACGUAGUCAUUAAUUCUGAAGAAGUGGUUUGUGAGGGUGAAGAUAGUAAGGAGCUUCUCCAUUCGGAAGACUGUAAAGCUUCAUCCGAGAAAACAGAUGUGAAUGAUGGCAAUGUAUAUGGUAUUAGUGAUGCUGUAGUGAGAUGUGCACUGCAUGCUCCAGCCGAUGAUAAUUAUGAGAUUUUUUUGGGUCCCAAUACUGAUGUACCACGUCAGGUUUAUAAUGACGGAUGCAGUGAUGUCAAAGAAGAUCGAUUUGCUUCCAAACCCUGGACAAUUGAUAUUAUUGAGGAUGCCUCUGUCAAAGAAAGAUCAAAUUUAAAAGAUUGGCAACUUGAUUCCAAGUUGGAGGGCACAGAAAUAGUGGAAUCUGGCCUUUACUUCAAUAAGGAUAUUGGUAACAUUUUACAUAGUGGAUCUAUUGGUGAAAUAACUCCAUCUGGUUCUGGUUUAUCAAAAGAUUCAUCUGUGGACUAUAGAGGGGAGGUUUUAGAUGGCUUCUCAAUGGAAGCAUCUCUUGAAAGGUCUUCUACACGUGGGGAACAAAAUGGUUGUAGACUAGAUGCUAUUGAGAAUCCUUCAAUUACUUUAGCAACUUCUGGUUAUAAGCAUGAAGGUGCUUUAUCUGAGGAAGCAGUGUACACAAAGAAGAAUUACGCUGGAACAUGCUUGUCAAAUCCCAGGGAAUUAAUCAUGGAGCUGCAAUCCCAUUUCUCAAAGGAAAACAUAAAUGAAUCUGAUCCUCAUGACAGCCUUGUAUUCCCAACUGCUGAAAAUUCAGCAGAUGAACAGCUGGUUAAAGUACACCAUGGUUCUAAUCUGUCUCAGUUAGGAUUAACUGAUCUGUUGGAUGGACCAAUUGGGUGUUCCAAUACCGACGUGUUGUGCCAGUGUGACAAUCAUAAAAAUCAAUCCAAUGAGGACAAGGUAGAGGAAGUUGAGGCGGUGUCUGCUGCUAAAUACAUAGAAAGUGAAGUUGUGCUGCUCCCAUCUCAAGAGAGAUCAAAUUUGAAUAAUGAGCAGCUUAACACCAAGUUGGAAAGCCCAAACAUUAUGGGAUCUUGCCUUAACUGUGAUAACGAUGUUUGUAAUACUUCGGACAAUGGAUCUGUUUUUGUCAUUGGUAAAAGAACUCCAUCUGCUUCUGGCUUACCAGAAGAUUAUCCUAAGGAUAGUGACUUGCAACAACCGGUUUUAGAUAGCUUCUCAGUGGUUUCAUCUUUUCAAGACAAUAUAUCUGGGAAGAAAACUGUUUCUGGUGUAGCAGGCAGUGAGAUUCUUUCUUUAAGUUUAGCAACUCCUGAUUAUAAACAUGAAGAUGGUUUCUCUGAGGAAGCAGUAUGCAGAACAAAGAAUUAUACUGGAACUUCCUCGGUAGAUCCGAGGCAUUUAGACAUGGAGGGGCACUCUAUUUACUCUGAGGGAGGUACUGAAAAAUCUAAUCUGCAAGAUAAUCUUGCAUUUCUAAGCGCUGAGAGUGGAAAAGAUGAACCUAUUAUUUGCCAUGUUGAGAAACUGGUUGACGCACAUGCUUCUUCAGAUACAUACCAAGGUCCUUGUCAAGAUCUAGGCAGACAUGAAGAACAAGAGAGCUGCAUGUCUAUUCCUAUGCAAGCCAAAGAAAGUGGAGGGGUUUUGAGGUCUAGCCACACGAAAGGGUCAGUUACAGCAGCCCAAAUUGAUUUGGCAGGUGAUGCCCAUCUUAUUGUGAGUGAUAAUGCUGCUGCCAAGCAAGUGUUUAGUGAGGAGAAAGAGGAAACAAAAUCUAUCUCUUCUUCAGAUAUUGAUAUCCUUCAUGAAAAAUCAUACUCCAGUGGACACGAUGACCAUGCUGCUUGUGCUGCCGAAACUCAGUUCUACCAUCCACAGAAAGCAUCUAUAUCUGAUGGACUACAUUUGGGUCCUAGUUCUUUGCAAGUAGAAUCACUGGAUGCUUUGGAUAGCGAUAUACUGUAUGUUAACACAGGAGUUCUCGAGCAGCAUCAUAAAGAGGGUUACUAUGAACCCAGUGUCUACCAAAUCACUUCAGGCAUUUGCACAAUGUCUGAAGCUGAACCAUUCGAAGUUUUAGAAACUGGAAAAGAUGUAAAAACGCCAUCUAAGCUAGAUGAGCAACUUAAUCCUGGGUUGGACGGAGAUGAAGCUGAGAAACACAGCUUAGACUGUGGUACAGACACCAGUCCUGUGAUGAGCAAGAGAACCCUUUCUUCACCAGGAUCAGGACCAUGCCAGCAGUAUGUAAAUGAAAGCACCACCAGUACACAGUCGACUGAUAAUCACCCAAACGACCUACCCGCUCCGAGAUCUCCUGAACAAUCCGCGUGUUUUCAGAAUGACAACGAUUCGGGUUCAGUAGGCAUUUGUCAAAGCAGCAGGCGAAGAGGUAUAGAUGAACUUUGCGGUAAGCUGCAGAGUUUCAAAGUUUCCAGCGCCGUAAAAGGAAGCUACGUAGCUAUGGGUGCACCUCGUCCGAAGCCUGGGGACAGCACGAGCCGAUCUGCAGCCGCGCUGCUCAGGAACAUAGAGAACACAACUGCUGUUAAAGCUGGCCGUCCUCCUGUCAAGCCAAACGCCGAUGGUAAGGACUCGUCUAGGCGAGCCCUGCAGCCCAUAAGCGGAAGGCCUGACAGUAGGUAGUUCGGCGGUUCCUUAAUAAGUGUGUCGUGUUUGUGUUCAACCCUUUGUUGAAAGCCAGGUCCGUGUAUUUGUGCAGCUUGUUGUCAUGAAGCUGCUGUGUGCGUGUCAUUUAACAUAAGCGUGCGUGAAGUUGUGUUAUGGAAGUGGCUAAAUAUGUGUUCGUUAGGAGGUCAAUUGGCUUGAACUGACCCUGCUGUUCCGUGAUUUCUGUCUAAAUAUACUUGUGUGGCUGUGUCACUUUGAUUGGCCUUA
Molecule: messenger RNA, 8035 nt
Organism: Zea mays
Lineage: Eukaryota; Viridiplantae; Streptophyta; Magnoliopsida; Poales; Poaceae
Exons: 26
Coding region: 338-7783 (2481 amino acids)
Source: RefSeq, a predicted model, not a curated record